Messenger RNA from Pyrus x bretschneideri (Chinese white pear), 652 nucleotides. Its product is annotated as EG45-like domain containing protein. Lineage: Eukaryota; Viridiplantae; Streptophyta; Magnoliopsida; Rosales; Rosaceae. The record is from RefSeq and is a predicted model, not a curated record. The transcript has 3 exons. Gene Ontology annotation, cellular component: apoplast; cell wall. Gene Ontology annotation, biological process: systemic acquired resistance. Bases 92 to 487 code for a protein of 131 amino acids.
UUCCCCACAGAAGCCUUUAAUUUUGCCCUACAAAGUAGUGCACUGGAAACAAAGUAUACUAGCAAGUUGUUUUAUAGGAGACAAAACGGGAAUGGAGACGCGAGUUCUCAUUGUGGUGGCCGUGGUGGCUAUGUUUAUAUGCCUUCCCUUCGCAGCAUACGCAGACGAGGGAACAGCCACUUAUUAUACACCUCCUUAUGUUCCAUCCUCGUGCAACGGAUACCAAAAUGAUGGAGUGAUGAUAGCGGCAGCAAGCGAUGCCAUUUGGGGCAACAGAGCUGCGUGUGGAAGACGCUACAGUGUGACAUGCAUCGGAGCCACCAACCAAGGUGUGCCACAGCCUUGCAAGGGGAAUAGCGUUGUCGUAAAAAUUGUGGAUUACUGUCCUCCCGGAUGCCGAGGAACCAUCGAUCUCUCUCAAGAAGCCUUUGCUGCAAUUGCUGACCCCAACGCCGGAAAAAUCAAGAUUCGUUAUACCCAGGUUUGAAGCAAGCGCGCUCUCCAAGAAUGAAUAAAGUAGUCAUUUAGACUAAGAAGGUUAUAUCAUAUGCUCCAAGGACCACUUGUCAUAAAACCUAUUAAGUAAUUGUGUUUCAGAAUUUCAGACGUGAUGAGCUGAUGUUAUGAAUAAAUGUGUGUUUAUUAUACUAAA